Messenger RNA from Kogia breviceps (pygmy sperm whale), 1147 nucleotides. It is a transcript of the gene MGARP, whose product is annotated as mitochondria localized glutamic acid rich protein. Gene Ontology annotation, biological process: anterograde axonal transport. NCBI's taxonomy places the organism in Eukaryota, Metazoa, Chordata, Mammalia, Artiodactyla, Physeteridae. The record is from RefSeq and is a predicted model, not a curated record. Gene Ontology annotation, cellular component: mitochondrial outer membrane; mitochondrion.
CGGCACCGCGGGGCUACAGCGGCAGCGGCGUGCAGGGAGCCGGGCGCGAUGUACCUCCGCAGGGCGGUCUCCAAGAGCCUGGCGCUGCCUCUGCGGGCGCCCCCAGGCCCCGCGCCGCUCCGGAAGGACGCAUCUCUUCGCUGGAUGUCAUCUAACAAACUCCCUGGAUCAUCUGGAUCAAACAUGAUCUAUUAUCUGGUUGUAGGUGUCACCGUCAGUGCUGGUGGAUAUUAUACUUACAAGAGAAUCACAUCAGAGAAAGCUAAACACAGCGAUCAUAUAACGGAUUUGAGAGAAAAAACCAAAGCAGAGUUACAUCCACUUCCAGGUGCGAAAGAGAACCGUGUGGGUGCCGAGGAAGCCCGUUCCGCAGCCCCCGAAGUACCUUUGGUGGAGGCUCCGGUGACGGACGCCGCAGAGCUUCCCAACGCCACAGCUGCAGCCGUAGAAGAGGCUUCCCGCUGUCCGGAGCACGUGGAGGCUGCAGCCGAGGAGACCGCCGCCGCCGGUGCUGAAACCGGGUCAGAGGUCACAGAUGCGGGGGCGGGAGAAACCGCAGAGGUCGGCGCUGAAACCACGUCGGAGGUGACCAGCGCGGCAGCUCGGGAUGAAGCUGUUGCCAUCAAUAGUGAUAAAGGUACAACCGAGAACGAGAGCUGUGGUGAAAAUGCAGAACGAGAAGAAAAUGCUCCAGUUGAGCCAGAAUCCUCUGCUAGGGCAGAUUUACAGGAAGAAGCCAGUGUUUGUUCUGAGGCCGCCUCAGCCCAGGGCUAAUCUCACGCGGAUCGACACUGGGGCAAAAAAUGCCACAGAGGGUCGGAUAGGUGUUUUUGUAGUUUCAGUAGCCUUAGAUUUUAAAAAGGCUUCUUUUCUAGAAAAAUGUUAAUGUGCCUUGAGGAUUUGGGGUAUCUACUGAUAGGUUUCAGGAUCGAGAGAUUGGAGAUUUUGCAUGCUGAAUAGUUUUCUACUCUCUGGGAUCAGAAUAAGACAUGUAAAGAGCUUAAGGAGUUUCACCUGUGGAUUGAAGCUUUCUCUCAUAGGAACUGAGCUAUCUAUGCAACCUGCAUUCACUUUAAUUUUGCUAUAAUUUUACCUUUCUUUAAUGUAUGUAAAUCUAGAUCCUUGAGUUUUGAUUUGAACUCAUUUA